AUGUCGACCCGCGCUCACGCUCAGCCGCCUCCACGGCAAGACUGCCUCGCAUGCCGCGUCAUCGGCACCACCGCUCUGGGCGCGGUGGGGGUGUACGCUCUGCACCAGUCUCGCGCACACCAGCCCGGCUCCCCUCUCGGAAAGCGCAUCAUGGCCGUCGUCGGCCUCGGAUUCCUUGUCGCUAGCGGCAUGCGCUGGGCAAGAAGCCCGUAG
Postia placenta MAD-698-R-SB12 is the source of this 213-nucleotide messenger RNA. RefSeq lists its product as hypothetical. NCBI's taxonomy places the organism in Eukaryota, Fungi, Basidiomycota, Agaricomycetes, Polyporales, Adustoporiaceae. The transcript has 2 exons. The coding region runs from base 1 to 213 and encodes 70 amino acids. The record is from RefSeq and is a predicted model, not a curated record.